AUGGCUACUCGUCAUCACUAUGAUAAUAACAAUUGUGACAUUGGUGUAUUUUCCAAACUCACAAAUGCUUAUUGCCUCGUUUCUGCCACAACUUCCUCCACAAACUUCUUCACUGGCUUUGAGUCGAAGUUAAAAGGUGUUAUCCCCAUUGUUAUGACCUCCAUAGAUAGUACUGGAACUAUCGGUAGUCUAUGUGUUGGAAACAAAAACGGACUUCUUCUUUCUCAUACCGUUACAGACCAAGAACUUCAACAUAUAAGAGAUAGCUUGCCUGAUCAAGUUGUAGUCCAGCGAAUUGAGGAACCUCUAUGUGCACUUGGAAACGCUAUAGCUUGCAAUGACUAUGUCGCUCUUGUGCAUCCAAGGCUCGAGAAAGAUACCGAAGAGAUCAUAACCGAUGUUCUUGGUGUUGAAGUUUAUCGGCAAACCAUUGCAAAUAACGAACUUGUUGGAAGUUAUUGUGCUUUAUCUAAUAAAGGUGGACUGGUUCACCCUGACACGAAUGUGGAAGAAAUGGAUGAAUUGGCGAAUCUUCUACAGGUCCCUUUGGUGGCAGGAACCGUGAACCGUGGAAGCAAAGUGAUAUCUGCGGGUUUGAUUGUGAACGACUGGACAGCUUUUUGUGGGUCGGACACAACUGCUAUAGAGCUAUCUGUUGUUAACAGCAUCUUCAAGCUAAAUGAAUCUCAGCCUGAUUUUGUAGUUAGUGAAAUGAGGAAGCCUUUGAUCGAUACCUAUGUCUAA
Messenger RNA from Microthlaspi erraticum, 744 nucleotides. The record is from the annotation of a GenBank genome assembly. NCBI's taxonomy places the organism in Eukaryota, Viridiplantae, Streptophyta, Magnoliopsida, Brassicales, Brassicaceae.